GACGUCUCGCGUGUGGUGCGUGCCUCAAGACCGGGAAUUGCGCACGUUCGCUACUAGGCAAACUACAGACUUCUACAUAUCUCAGCUUUUCUUGAAGAGUUGCUGUCAUGCCUGCUAAAAAGACUGCCAUCAAGAGGAAGUCUGAGGCUAUUGUGGAGGAUGAUAAAGACCCCAAGAAAGUGAAAGUUUCCCAUAGGAGUCAUUCCAAGGAAGCGGGUCAGGUUCUUGUUUUGGGCCAGGGUGAUGUUGGACAGUUGGGUUUAGGUGAGGACAUCAUUGAGAGGAAGAAGCCAGCCCUUGUUUCCUUGCCAGAGAAAAUUGUGCAAGUGAUAGCUGGAGGCAUGCAUACUGUGUGCCUCAGCGACACUGGCCAUGUCUAUACAUUUGGCUGUAAUGAUGAAGGGGCCCUUGGUCGGGACACAACAGAGGAGGGGUCUGAGAUGGUUCCAGCAAAGGUAACACUGGAGGAGAAGGUGGUCCAGGUGUCAGCAGGGGACAGCCACACAGCUGCACUCACAGAGGAUGGAACUGUGUACAUCUGGGGCUCCUUCAGGGAUAACAAUGGUGUCAUAGGUCUUCUUGAGCCCAUGAAAACAUCUCCUCUUCCAGUUAAAGUCCCCAUGACAGAACCUGUUGUGAAAAUUGCAUCAGGUAAUGAUCACCUGGUACUGGUAACAGUCGAGGGAAAUCUUUACACAUCAGGCACAGCAGAACAGGGGCAGCUGGGAAGAGUGCCUGAGCAUUUUUCAAACAGAGGAGGCAGGAAAGGCCUUGGCCGGCUGCUGGUACCACAGAUGGUAAAAGUCAAAGGGAAAGUUCACUUCACUGAUGCCUUCUGUGGGGCGUACUUCACUUUUGCUGUAUCAAAAGAGGGACAUGUGUAUGGAUUUGGCCUCUCCAACUAUCACCAGUUGGGCACUAAAAGCACCAAGAUGUGUUUUGUCCCAGUAAAACUGACGUGCUUCAAGAACUCUACCACGUCUUGGGUUGAUUUCUCUGGAGGACAACAUCACACUCUUUGCCUUGAUGCUGAAGGACAGGUAUAUAGCCUGGGCAGAGCAGAGUAUGGUCGUCUUGGUCUUGGCCAAGGGGCUGAAGAGAAGAGUGAGCCCACACCUGUGAUGGGGAUGGAGCUGGCUAGUGGUGUGACAUGUGGGGCAUCAGUCAGCUACGCUGUCACCAGAGAAGGAUCUGUGUAUGCCUGGGGCAUGGGCACCAACAUGCAGCUUGGCACGGGAGAGGAGGACGACGAGUGGAGCCCCGUGAAGAUGACAGGCAAACAGCUGGAGAACCGUGCAGUAAUGAUGGCCUCCAGUGGAGGGCAGCACACAGUCCUUUUGGUUAAAGACAAGCAGGAGAGCUGAUGUCCAUCUCUGGCAGAGAAUGACGGGGGAGCUUUUGAUCUUUUUCAAGGUGGGGCCUUGCCUAUAUGUAGGGAGGGGGUUAAUCUGUACGUGACUUCCUGUGCUGAGCCGAGGGAGUGUGAGAGGUGCAGGGCGAGGGGAGAGGUUCAGCCCCUUUUACAAGAACUCUGUUCUUCCUAGUGGGGAAAAUUUUUGUGGAUGUUCGGUAGAUCAUGACAAAUGAGAGACUAUUUUUUUAAAUCUAGUUUUUGAUGUUCCCUUUGAAUUAAUCUCAUUAAAAUUCACCAGUAUGACUGUAAGAUGGCAUAUGUGACGUGUUUGUGAAUGUGACUGCAUGUACGUAAAGGAAAAGAGAGCGCAAGCCUUUUAAUGACUUCCCCAAACAAUAGUCUUUUUAAUGUGUUUUUUUCCUUUUCUUUAAAGCAAUAAUUUCAUUGACCUUGGUUCAGACAGGACAUUUAUACUCGGUGAGUUUAAUAUGUGAGACUACUGUUAUUCUACCUAGGGCACACGAAAUUGUUGUGGCUAUUUGGACAUUUGGUAACGUGUAUCCUGCAUUUUGUUGGUUUCCCUGUCUGAAAAUAAAGAUAACAUUUUAAGUU
This is a messenger RNA of Seriola dumerili (greater amberjack), 1966 nucleotides long. It is a transcript of the gene rcc1, whose product is annotated as regulator of chromosome condensation 1. Lineage: Eukaryota; Metazoa; Chordata; Actinopteri; Carangiformes; Carangidae. The record is from RefSeq and is a predicted model, not a curated record. Gene Ontology annotation, molecular function: guanyl-nucleotide exchange factor activity. The transcript is spliced from 10 exons. Gene Ontology annotation, cellular component: cytoplasm. Bases 108 to 1364 code for a protein of 418 amino acids.